ACAGUUAGCACUUCACGAACGGUAUUCCAACCACGACCCAUCCUCGCCAAAACCUCUCGACCGAUCCUCAACUUCACACGACCAAUCUCCGCGACCAUGAGCAAGACCAACAACGCCAGUGUCGACGAGCACCAGGAUAAGAAGACCAAGACUGAGGUGGAGGACUGGAAGAAGCGUGCCCCAUACAGAAUUCACGAGGACAACGAUGGGUUCGACUCGCUGUACGACGCCAGCUGCCAUUGUGGCAAGGUCCAGUAUCAGUUGAGCAGGAAAGAGCCAUUGGAUAGCAAGCUGUGCCAUUGCACGACUUGUCAGACGCAGCAUGCUGCUCCAUUUCAGUGGGCUGCGAUUUUCAAGAAGGACGACAUCAACUUCUCGCAUGGCCAUCACAAUCUCGAGUGGUACGACCCUACUGAGAAGUCCAUCGAGCACAAGCUUCCCUGCAAAGUUCGGUGCAGCUACUGUCAUUCUCCCAUCAUGGAUGAAGGACGAAACAUGAUUCUACUGUUCCCAACGCUCAUCAAGUUCAAAUCGGAGCAAGAGAAGGCGAACUUCAAGCCGAGACUCCACAUGUUCUAUAAUGAGCGUGUCAUGGAUAUUCCAGAUGGUCUGCCAAAGUGGUCGAAGAUCAACGAAGGUGAAGAUUCCGAGCUUGUGGAGGACAGCCCGCCAGAGGAUAUCAAGGAGCUGGAGCGCAAGAGGGCGAAGGAGCAGAACGAGCGCACUGCAAAGGACGCGCCGUGGAAGAAUGGUGAUUGAGUCGAAUCGAUUUGAUGGCGUUGAGCGAGGUGCGAGAUCAUCUGAUUCGACAACGCAAGUCGACGGGCGAAAAAGCGAGGAGUUUCGGUGUCUCAUGAUUGUCUUCGGCAGCCAUCGCCAUCGGAGGGAGAUGGUCCUUCAGAGAUUAUGGCUACCUGCAAGCCUGGUUAGCAUCAGUUGCCUUACUGUGGUACCAAUACGACUAUCUAGCAUGUCUUGCUAGCUUGCUUGUACGAUCAUCCAGCACACUCUCCUACUUUU
Zymoseptoria tritici IPO323 is the source of this 1020-nucleotide messenger RNA. RefSeq lists its product as uncharacterized. The coding region runs from base 97 to 759 and encodes 220 amino acids. The record is from RefSeq and is a predicted model, not a curated record. Gene Ontology annotation, molecular function: carbon-sulfur lyase activity. The transcript has 4 exons. NCBI's taxonomy places the organism in Eukaryota, Fungi, Ascomycota, Dothideomycetes, Mycosphaerellales, Mycosphaerellaceae.